Messenger RNA from Arabidopsis thaliana (thale cress), 1541 nucleotides. Its product is annotated as Pentatricopeptide repeat (PPR) superfamily protein. Bases 123 to 1541 code for a protein of 472 amino acids. NCBI's taxonomy places the organism in Eukaryota, Viridiplantae, Streptophyta, Magnoliopsida, Brassicales, Brassicaceae. The transcript has a single exon. The record is from RefSeq and is marked reviewed.
UUUGGUUUGAGCCUAUCGAAAUCGUUUAUGCACACAACCUGUUCGACGUAAUGCGUAGCUGAGAUUCUUCUCUAUAAAAAGGUGUAUUCUUUGCUAUUGUUGGAAGGUAUCAUUGUUUAGUAAUGGGUAGCAAAGUGAUGAUGUUCAAGUGGUCAAAGAACAUCACGCCUUCACAGGUUAUCAAACUGAUGCGAGCUGAAAAAGAUGUGGAGAAGUCUAUGGCAGUUUUUGAUUCCGCAACGGCGGAAUACGCAAAUGGGUACGUACAUGAUCAGAGUUCUUUUGGUUAUAUGGUCUUGAGGUUGGUCUCUGCUAAUAAGUUCAAAGCAGCUGAAGAUCUGAUUGUUAGAAUGAAGAUUGAGAAUUGUGUUGUUAGUGAAGAUAUAUUGCUUUCGAUAUGUCGAGGGUAUGGUCGGGUUCAUAGGCCGUUUGAUUCUUUAAGGGUUUUUCACAAAAUGAAGGAUUUUGAUUGUGAUCCUAGCCAGAAGGCUUAUGUCACUGUUCUUGCCAUUCUCGUGGAAGAGAAUCAGUUAAAUUUGGCAUUUAAGUUUUACAAGAAUAUGAGAGAGAUUGGUUUGCCUCCUACUGUGGCAUCUCUCAAUGUUUUGAUUAAAGCUCUUUGCAGAAAUGACGGAACUGUGGAUGCUGGUCUUAAGAUUUUUCUUGAAAUGCCUAAGAGAGGGUGUGAUCCGGAUUCUUACACAUAUGGAACCUUGAUUAGUGGUUUGUGUAGGUUCGGAAGGAUAGAUGAGGCGAAGAAGUUGUUUACAGAGAUGGUUGAGAAAGACUGUGCACCAACUGUUGUUACCUAUACUUCUCUGAUUAACGGUUUGUGUGGAUCGAAAAAUGUUGAUGAAGCUAUGAGAUAUCUAGAAGAGAUGAAAAGUAAAGGCAUUGAGCCGAAUGUUUUCACGUACAGUUCUUUGAUGGACGGUCUUUGCAAAGAUGGGCGUUCUUUGCAAGCCAUGGAACUAUUUGAGAUGAUGAUGGCUAGAGGCUGCAGGCCAAACAUGGUAACGUAUACCACUUUGAUCACUGGUCUCUGUAAGGAGCAGAAGAUUCAAGAAGCCGUUGAACUUCUUGAUAGAAUGAAUCUUCAGGGUUUGAAACCUGAUGCUGGAUUAUAUGGGAAAGUAAUCAGUGGGUUCUGUGCUAUUAGUAAGUUUCGUGAAGCUGCCAAUUUCCUUGACGAGAUGAUUCUUGGAGGAAUUACUCCAAAUCGUUUAACCUGGAACAUCCAUGUUAAGACAAGUAAUGAAGUAGUCCGAGGUCUUUGUGCAAACUAUCCAAGUCGUGCAUUUACUCUAUAUCUUAGCAUGAGGAGUAGAGGAAUCUCGGUUGAGGUUGAAACACUAGAAUCUUUGGUGAAGUGUUUGUGCAAAAAGGGUGAAUUCCAGAAAGCUGUUCAAUUAGUCGAUGAAAUAGUGACUGAUGGGUGUAUUCCAAGUAAAGGAACAUGGAAGCUACUUAUAGGUCACACAUUGGAUAAAACGAUUGUAGGAGAGGCUUCAGAUACUCUUCUCAGAGAUUUGGAUAUCUAA